Molecule: messenger RNA, 1164 nt
Organism: Rhagoletis zephyria (snowberry fruit fly)
Lineage: Eukaryota; Metazoa; Arthropoda; Insecta; Diptera; Tephritidae
Product: ATP-binding cassette sub-family A member 17-like
Cellular component (GO): membrane
Molecular function (GO): ABC-type transporter activity
Source: RefSeq, a predicted model, not a curated record
UUUAAUGCAUAACAUUUAUCUUGCCAAGACAAUAACCGAUGAAAAAUCCAUAACUAUCAUACAGAAUCAUCCUAAACCUACUCCAUUACGUGCUAAAAUUCAUUUGCUUGAUCAAGAGGAGACUCAUUUGCUAUUACCGAUGGUAUUGGGUGUUGCUAUACCCAUCUCGAUUUCAUGCUUUAUUGUACCGCUGGUGGAGGAACGCAAAUAUCACUUGUUGAUGCUACAAAAAAUGGCCGGUAUCAGUAUGGCGCGCUAUUGGUGUGUUAACUUUUUGUGGGAUUACGCAACGUUCUUUUCGCAUACUAUCGUUUAUACAAUUAUACUAGCGUUAGCGCCCAUUGAAGGAUAUUCAUUCUCAGACAAAAUGUAUGCAAUGCUACUAAUGAAUAUUUACGGAAUACCCGGUUUAGGGUUAAUAUAUGUUCUCUCAUUAUUCUUCUAUUGGACAAUGUGGUCUGCGUUUCUAAUAACGGUUAUAAUACAAAUUAUUACAGGCAUAUUUUCGUAUCUUAUUUAUUGGGAUGUCCUGGAAAACAAUGAGAUAUUCUUUUAUAUUUGGUCAAUAUUUCCUACUUUUUCGUUGAUGGAAGGCAUAAGCAACGUAUAUACCCAAACCAAGGAGGAACUGUAUUGUGAUCAGGCAUGUAUGGAGGAUGACGACUGUGAUAAAUACGAUAUGUGCGCUGCGCUGCCGCAAUGUUGUCUUACAAGUAUUUUCAAAUUUGACGAUCCCGGGAUUCUAUUAUCAAUUUGCUUUAUGCUAACGUCUGCAGUAUUUCUUUUUAUUGCACUUUGCCUCAUUGAAUCAAGAAGAGCACGAAAGCGAUUCUCAUCGAAAAAAGACGUUAAAUCGCUGCAUUCUGCAACACAUCCUUACGAUGACGACGAUGUAAUGAAAUUGAAACAAUUUAUAGCCCAGCAAGACUUGCAAAGUAGUCUUAAAAAACGAUUUAUGGUUGAUCAGCUGGAAUACGAAAUACAAAAAACAACGAACUCAUUGAAUACAAUUUCAUUUCUGGCUGAAGAGUAAGUGAAAGUAAAAUCCUUUAUAUUACUCGGUGUUAUUAAUACAUACUAUGUAUGUAUGUAUUUACUCCUACGUAAAUACGUACGUCGUAAACUGAAAUGCAAAUAGAAGUAACUAACAUUUUCACAUGGAAC